CCGAGCAGAAGGUGCAGCUCGUGCUCUUCCUCGCGCUGAUGAUCCAGUUGUCCUGUGACACAGAAGCGAUGACGAGCUGCUGCACGCUGAAGCCGCACCGGUGCACGCUGUACGAGCUGCUGUGUCGCGCGAGACACCGGGGGGACGACCCCACGGACCCGGACGGGAAACUCAGCCGUCUGAGCAGCGACGCCGCCGCCGGGAUCCUCACACUCGGCAAACGGAAAGCGACCGAAACCCGGUACCAGGACCGACUGCAGCAUUUCCUGCACAGCUCGCGCAAUCAAGCAGCAGGCAUCCUUACUAUGGGCAAGAGACUGGAGCUCCAAACUGCACCGAUACACCAGAUUCAGCCUGUAAUCACAAACUCAUACAGACAAUAAUUAG
Tachysurus vachellii is the source of this 387-nucleotide messenger RNA. It is a transcript of the gene hcrt, whose product is annotated as hypocretin (orexin) neuropeptide precursor. The transcript has a single exon. Bases 39 to 383 code for a protein of 114 amino acids. Gene Ontology annotation, biological process: neuropeptide signaling pathway; feeding behavior. Lineage: Eukaryota; Metazoa; Chordata; Actinopteri; Siluriformes; Bagridae. The record is from RefSeq and is a predicted model, not a curated record.